GCUUCUCUUUGGUUUUGACCUUUCACACUCGUAUCCACGCUGCUAGUGGAAUGUGGUGGAAAAACGUGGACAGUUUAUUUAAUGUCCUUUAAUGCAUUCAACUAUUAGUUGGCACUUGUUUUCCCUAGGCUGGAUUUUAUAGCGUUUGACUCUUCGAGACACUGACACGAUGGGGAAGCCGCCCAAAAAGAGGAAUAUUGCAGACAAAGUCCGCAAGGUGAAAACGUCUACUGAGAUCAAGAAUAACCCUUUUGAGGUGAAAAUCAACAGGAAGAAAUUCGAUGUGCUUGGGAGGAAAAGCAAGCAUGAUGUGGGCCUUCCUGGGGUGUCCCGGUCCAAAUCUAUCAACAAGAGAAAAGAAACCCUCCUGAAAGAAUAUAAGCAGAAGAACAAGUCCAACAAACUCAUCGACAGGCGCUUGGGAGAGUACGACUCUAAGAUGGAUCCAGAAGACAAGAUCCUCCAGAGGUUUGCCAUGGAGAGACAGCGUGCCCAUGACAAGAAGGACUUGUACAACCUAAACGAAGAGGAGGAGUUAACACAUUAUGGACAAUCGCUGUCUGAAAUAGAGAAGUUCACCGACUUGGUGAACAGCGAUGACGAGACAGAGGAGAAGGGCCUUUUGUCAGCUGAGCUGACGGCUGCCCACUUUGGUGGGGGAGGCGGCCUCCUCAGGAAGAAGACCUCUGGGGAGCAGCAGGGGGAGGAGGGAGCGCCGAAAGCCAAGUCCAGACUGGAACUGAUUGAGGAGCUCAUCCACAAGUCCAAGCAGGAGAAGAGGGAGCGACAGGUGCAAAAAGAGGAGGCGCAGGAGCUGACAGAAAAGCUGGAUAAGGAUUGGAAGAGCAUCCAGGCUCUGAUGGUGCAGAAGAAGCCCAAAGCUCAGCGGGAGGAGAAGGAGGAAGCGGAGAAACCAAAGCUGGAGGACUACGACAUGAUGGUGAGGGAGCUUGGCUUCGAGAUGAAGGCUCAGCCCUCUGAGAAGAUGAAGACCCCUGAGGAGCUUGCCAGGGAGGAGCGCGAGAAGCUGCAGAAACUAGAAGCUGACCGUCUGAGAAGGAUGAUGGGAGAUGAAGAGCAAGCGGAAGGUACACGACAUCAGAGCCACUUGUCUGCCGACGACCUCAACGACGGCUUCAUCCUGGACAAAGACGACAAGAAGACUUUAGCCUAUCAGGAUGGCAAGUGGAACAUCGACGAAGAGUUGCUAGAAGACAACAACAAAGGUGACGAAGAGGGAGAAAGUAGUGAGGAGGAAGAUGAAGAAGAAGAAGAGGAGGAGGAGGAGGAGGAUGCAGGCAGCAGUGAGGAAGAGGAUGGUCAUUCAGACUUGGAAAGCGAGCGGGAAAGUGAAGCAGAAGAAGACGAGGCUGAAGCGCUCGGCGCCAAAGCCGAGAAGACCCUGAGCGAGGAGGAGAGGAAGGCCCAGCAGGAGGCCGCCAAAGCAGAACUUCCAUACACGUUUCCUGCUCCAGAAAACUACAAUGACCUUGAAAAGCUGCUGUGUGGCCACACCCCUGACAACCAGCGCCUCAUUGUGGCCAGGAUGCAGAAGUGCAACCACCCCAGUUUGGCAGUAGGAAAUAAGCUUAAACUGCAGAAACUAGUUGGCUUCCUGUUGGACUACUUUGGAGAACUGGCCCGCCGGAGUCCUCCUCAGCUCGCCGCCAUUGACAAGCUGAUCCCAGAGCUCUACACCCUGUGUCAGAUGUUUCCAGAAGAAGCCUGUAAGGCCAUGCAGACCAUCAUCGGGGAUGCUGCUCACAGCAUGGAGGAAGCGGUGGAGGUCAAAGGUCAUGCUGCUUUCCCAACACUGGACAUGCUCAUUCACCUGAAGGUGGCGGCUUUGCUCUUUCCCACGUCGGAUUUCCGACAUCCUGUCACGACACCGGCGCUCCUUUUCAUCGGCCAAGUUCUUACUAAGUGUCCAGUGAGGUCAUUACAGGACGUGACGUCAGGCUUAGUCCUGUGCUGUCUUGCUGUGGAGUACGUCUCCUUCUCCAAGCGUUUCCUGCCCGAGCUUUUGAACUUCCUGGCUGGAACGCUGCACCUGGCCGUGCAAGACAAGAGCUGCCCAGGUUACGCCGUCGUUCCGCCCUUCAGGUCCUCAGGGAGGCACACGGAUCUGUUGGUGCUGUCAGACUCGGAAUCCUGGAAGAGCUGGGACGGGAAAAGUCAGCUCCCGCUUUCUGCUGCACAGCACCUCUCACUGAAGACCGAUCUCGACCGCGAUCACUUCAGGUUGACGUGUGUGUCCGCCUGCAUGGACCUGCUGAAGAGAUGCUGUCUGCUCUACCGCGACCUCGUGGCCUUCACGUCCAUCUUUCAGCCAAUCAGGAGGCUGCUUUCACAACAUCUCUCCUCUCAGUUGUUACCCAAGCCUUUACAGGAGCUUCAAGCGGAGAUCCUGGAGGUCAUCAGCAGCGCUCCUGUUGCUCACAGCCACUUGGUGUUUGACAAGAAGAAGCCCGUCCCUCUGAAGCUGCUGACACCCAAGAUCGUGGAGGUGUUGGACUACGGCAAGAAGCGCGGCUUCACCAAGGAGCAGAGGGAGGCGGAGCGCGUGCAUCACAAGUACAAGAAGGAAUUCAAGGGAGCGCUGAGGGAGAUCAGGAAGGACUCGCGCUUCCUGGCCGGCGAGAAGCUCAACGAGGUCAUGAGCAGAGAUGCCGAGAGGAAGAGGAAGGUGAAGGAGCUCUUUGGCAGCUUGGCCACGCAGGAGGGAGAGUGGAAGGCCAUGAAGAGGAGGAAGACUUCUCUUCAACGCCGCAAAUAACCCAAGUGUCAUUUUCUUCUUUUUAUUGCGUCUUCAUGAUCGUUUCUGAAAAAAUAAGACACAUUUGGGACAAAAUGUCAUCUUCAUCAUCUCUUGAUAGCAAAGGAAAAAAUCUUCCUCUCCGUCAACACGGUCUGAUUGUGGGCCACUGGCAGCACGGCACUGCUGCUGAGGUUGGACGCCAUUAGCGUCAAUAGAAAGUUCUUCACCCACAAAGUAACGUGGUGGGAUCCCCUUGGCACCUUCCAUGGAACAGUGGAGCUUCAGGUUAUGCAGGCGCAUCCAACGGCAUCUGGCUACGUGGAGAUGUGGCAAGGCUCGUGACUGUGUGGUUUUGAAGGGACUUCUUCCAGAGGAAUAACCUGUCACUCUUUUGGAUCAUCUUGAACCUCCCCUCAUCUCAUGUAAAUCCAACUGAUAAGAACAUUUGGGGAUGGAUGUUUGACAAAAGCGGACGUCACUUUCAGACAGUGGAUGACCUCCGUGAAGCCAAGUCCACCUCCUGGAACAACAUUCCCGUAGCCUUAGAAGCUCUGGCAUCUGUCUGUGAGGUAUGGAGGGGUCAAGCUGUGUGAGAGCUUUGUCUGUGAUGAGAAGGAUUUUGAAAUGGAUAAUUUGGAGGUUGGGAAGCCAGUGGAGGUUUUUAAGGACAGGGUGAUGUGUUCACUAGGGGUGUGAAUCUACAAAAAGGAUUUGGCUUUAUUCCUUCUAGGCACUUGCCAGUAAAUUCUACUUAAGUGCUGUUUGUCUUUUUUUUUUUUUUACUAUGCACUACUUCAUCAUUCUUUUUGCCAUCUUAACACAGCAACAACUUUCCUCCCACGUUCCCAUGGAUAUGCAAUUCCAAUAGCAGUAGUUCAGUGGUAGAGUCAAACAAUGAAACAAUAAUUCCUGCUGUAAAAAAUACAGUACAGCAACAACAAAGUUAAAGUGACACUUUCAACAGUGCAAUCAAUGUUUGUUUAUAUUCCUGUCUGCUAAACAUAAUGCUAAUAUGAAUGCGCUAGCAGCUAGGCUAAUACAGUAGUGAGGAAAACAACUUCGACCCUUUUAAAAUAGUUUCCAAAUUGAGGAAGAAGCCAACAGCUGUUCUAAUGUCACCUGCUGUGGAUGAAAGAACACGAUGACUAAGCUUUUACCACAUUUUAUUCCACACUAAAAUCCAACUAAGGCGUUUUGUUCAUCACUGCUGAAAAUGGAAUAUGAUACAUGAACAGUGACAUCAGGAUACCAAAGAAUAGCCCAAAAAUCCAUCACAUAGACACUUAGGUGGUUCAUUGUGGUAGACACUGUAUCGUUCUGUUACGGCUAGCAGACACUGUAUCGUUACUGUUCCAUAUCGUUACUGUUCCAGCUAGCAGACACUGUAUCGUUACUGCUCCGGCUAGCAGACACUGUAUCGUUACUGCUCCGGCUAGCAGACACUGUAUCGUUACUGUUCCAUAUCGUUACUGUUCCAGUUAUUAGACACUGUAUCGUUACUGUUCCGGCUAGCAGACACUGUAUCGUUACUGUUCCAGCUAGCAGACACUGUAUC
Molecule: messenger RNA, 4313 nt
Organism: Doryrhamphus excisus (bluestripe pipefish)
Lineage: Eukaryota; Metazoa; Chordata; Actinopteri; Syngnathiformes; Syngnathidae
Gene: nop14
Product: NOP14 nucleolar protein homolog (yeast)
Biological process (GO): maturation of SSU-rRNA
Cellular component (GO): nucleolus; Noc4p-Nop14p complex; small-subunit processome
Source: RefSeq, a predicted model, not a curated record